GGGGGGAGGGGGGAGGGGCCGCGGGCGCCGCCGACCGGGACUCAGCAGCCCCGCCAGGCAGCAGCGCUCAGCCACACUUCAGUGAAGUCACCAGCUCCACCAGCUCUACCGGCACCACAUGGCCUCCUGCUCCUGCCAACCCUAAGCUCAAGGCACCUCCCUCUCCCCCUUACUACAUGUCAGCCUUCCCCCACCCCACACCAGCUAUCCAGGAGCAAGAUGGGAGGGCCUCAGCCGCCUGUGAUGCUGCCGUGCCCCGUCGCCCCGUGGCCCCACGAUGACCCACAGCCCCGCGACAAGCGAGGACGAGGAACGCCACAGUGCCAGCGAGUGUCCCGAGGGGGGCUCAGAGUCCGACAGCUCCCCAGACGGGCCAGGGAGAGGCCCCCGGGGGACCCGGGGCCGGGGCAGCGGGGCACCUGGUAGCCUGGCCUCAAUCCGAGGCCUCCAGGGCCGCUCCAUGUCUGUCCCGGACGACGCCCACUUCAGCAUGAUGGUCUUUAGGAUUGGCAUCCCGGACCUGCACCAGACGAAAUGCCUGCGCUUUAACCCUGAUGCCACCAUCUGGACAGCCAAGCAGCAGGUACUUUGUGCCCUGAGCGAGAGCCUGCAGGACGUGCUCAACUACGGCCUAUUCCAGCCGGCCACCUCGGGCCGGGAUGCCAAUUUCCUGGAGGAGGAGCGGCUGCUGCGGGAGUACCCCCAGUCCUUCGAGAAGGGGGUGCCCUACCUGGAGUUCCGAUACAAGACCCGAGUUUACAAACAGACCAACCUGGAUGAGAAGCAGCUGGCCAAGUUGCACACCAAGACGGGGUUGAAGAAGUUCCUGGAGUACGUGCAGCUCGGGACGUCCGACAAGGUGGCACGGCUGCUGGACAAGGGGCUGGACCCCAAUUACCAUGACUCGGAUUCAGGAGAGACCCCCUUGACGCUGGCUGCCCAGACAGAAGGCUCUGUAGAGGUGAUUCGAACCCUGUGCCUGGGCGGGGCCCACAUCGACUUCCGGGCCCGGGAUGGCAUGACAGCGCUGCACAAGGCCGCGUGUGCCCGUCACUGCCUCGCUCUCACGGCGCUCCUGGACCUUGGGGGCUCCCCCAACUACAAGGAUCGCCGGGGGCUGACUCCUCUGUUCCAUACGGCUAUGGUGGGGGGCGACCCCCGCUGCUGUGAGCUGCUCCUAUACAACAGGGCCCAGCUAGGCAUAGCUGAUGAGAACGGCUGGCAGGAGAUCCACCAGGCCUGCCAGCGGGGUCACUCUCAGCAUCUGGAACACCUGCUCUUCUACGGGGCUGAGCCUGGAGCGCAGAACGCCUCGGGGAACACGGCCCUGCACAUCUGUGCCCUCUACAAUAAGGAGACCUGUGCUCGGAUCCUCCUCUAUCGAGGUGCCAACAAGGAUGUAAAGAAUAACAAUGGACAGACCCCCUUCCAGGUGGCAGUGAUUGCUGGGAAUUUUGAACUGGGGGAGCUGAUCCGAAACCACCGAGAACAGGACGUGGUGCCCUUCCAGGAGUCCCCCAAGUACGCAGCCCGGCGACGGGGACCCCCAGGCGCAGGGCUGACGGUGCCCCCCGCGCUGCUCCGGGCCAACAGUGAUACCAGCAUGGCCCUGCCAGACUGGAUGGUGUUUGCCGCUCCGGGGACCUCAUCUGCUGGGGCUCCUGGCCCUACCUCAGGGCCCCAGGGCCAGUCGCAGCCCUCGGCCCCCAGCACCAAGCUCAGCAGUGGGACCCUCCGAAGUGCCAGCAGCCCCCGGGGCGCCCGGGCCCGCUCCCCAUCUCGUGGGAGGCACCCCGAGGAGGCCAAGAGGCAGCCCCGUGGACGGCCCAGCUCCAGCGGAACACCCCGGGAAGGGCCAGCUGGGGGCACAGGGGGCUCAGGGGGGCCCGGGGGCUCCCUGGGCAGCCGUGGGAGACGCCGGAAGCUCUACUCAGCAGUCCCUGGACGCUCCUUCAUGGCUGUGAAGUCCUACCAGGCCCAAGCCGAGGGGGAGAUCUCCCUGAGCAAGGGCGAGAAGAUCAAAGUGCUUAGCAUCGGGGAAGGAGGCUUCUGGGAAGGCCAGGUCAAAGGUCGCAUUGGCUGGUUCCCCUCUGACUGCCUGGAAGAGGUGGCAAACCGCUCCCAGGAGGGAAAGCAAGAAAGCCGAAGUGACAAGGCAAAGAGACUCUUCCGGCAUUAUACCGUGGGCUCCUAUGACAGCUUUGAUGCCCCAAGCUUAAUGGAUGGGAUUGGCCCAGGGAGCGAUUACAUCAUUAAGGAGAAGACAGUUCUGCUGCAGAAGAAGGACAGUGAGGGGUUUGGGUUCGUGCUCCGGGGGGCCAAGGCGCAGACCCCCAUCGAGGAGUUCACCCCUACCCCAGCCUUCCCGGCGCUGCAGUAUCUGGAGUCAGUGGACGAGGGUGGUGUGGCAUGGCGAGCUGGACUGCGAAUGGGAGACUUCCUCAUCGAGGUGAAUGGGCAGAAUGUGGUGAAGGUUGGCCACCGACAGGUGGUGAACAUGAUCCGCCAAGGGGGCAACACGCUGAUGGUCAAGGUGGUGAUGGUCACAAGGCACCCGGACAUGGAUGAGGCUGUACAUAAGAAGGCACCCCAGCAGGCUAAGAGGCUCCCACCCCCAACCAUCUCCCUGCGUUCCAAGUCUAUGACCUCAGAGCUGGAGGAGAUGGUCUCCCCCUGGAAGAAGAAGAGUGAGUACGAGCAGCAGCCUGCGCCGGUGCCCAGCAUGGAGAAAAAGCGGACCGUGUAUCAGAUGGCUCUCAACAAACUGGAUGAAAUUUUGGCGGCAGCUCAGCAGACCAUCAGUGCAAGCGAGAGUCCUGGGCCUGGUGGCCUCGCGUCCCUGGGCAAACACCGACCCAAAGGCUUCUUUGCCACUGAGUCAAGCUUUGACCCCCACCACCGCUCCCAGCCAAGUUACGAACGUCCCUCCUACCUGCCUCCAGGACCUGGGCUCAUGCUCCGGCAAAAGUCUAUUGGGGCUGCAGAAGAUGACAGACCCUACCUAGCACCCCCGGCCAUGAAGUUCAGCCGCAGCCUGUCUGUGCCUGGUUCGGAGGAGAUCCCCCCGCCGCCCACCACGUCCCCACCAGAGCCCCCCUACAGCACACCUCCGGCCCCCUCCUCCUCCGGUCGCCUUACCCCGUCUCCCCGGGUUGGGCCCUUCAACCCCGGUGGCCCCCUCCCCGCCUCUUCCCCGGCAUCCUUUGAUGGGCCCUCCCCUCCUGACACCCGUGUAGGAAGCCGUGAGAAGAGCUUGUACCACAGCGGGCCCCUGCCCCCCGCCCACCACCACCCGCCCCACCACCACCACCACCACGCUCCGCCCCCCCAGCCACACCACCACCACGCCCACCCCCCUCAUCCCCCGGAGAUGGAGACGGGCGGUUCUCCCGACGAUCCCCCACCCCGAUUGGCUCUGGGGCCCCAGCCCAGCUUGCGAGGCUGGCGGGGCGGCGGGCCCAGCCCGACCGCGGGGGCCCUGUCUCCGUCGCACCAUGGCAGCGGGGGCGGGGGUAGCGGCUCCUCCCAGGCCCCCGCCCUCCGCUACUUCCAGCUGCCUCCCCGGGCGGCCAGCGCGGCCAUGUACGUCCCAGCCCGUUCGGGCCGCGGGCGCAAGGGCCCGCUGGUCAAGCAGACCAAAGUCGAAGGCGAGCCCCAGAAAGGCGGCGGCCUCCCGCCCGCCGCGUCGCCCACGUCUCCGGCAUCCCCGCAGCCGCCGCCGGCCGCGGCCGCCCCGUCGGAGAAGAAUUCCAUCCCCAUCCCCACCAUCAUCAUCAAGGCUCCAUCCACCAGUAGCAGCGGCCGCAGCAGCCAGGGCAGCAGCACCGAGGCGGAACCCCCUGCCCAGCCCGAGACCUCAGGCGGCGGCGGCGCUGGUGGCGGCGGCGGCUCCUCCACGCCGAGCCCCGCGCCGGCCAUGUCGCCGGUGCCGCCGUCCCCCUCGCCCGUGCCCACCCCCGCCUCGCCCAGCGGCCCGGCCACCCUCGAUUUCACCAGCCAGUUCGGAGCGGCCCUGGUCGGGGCGGCUCGGAGAGAAGGCGGCUGGCAGAACGAAGCCCGCCGGCGGUCCACGCUCUUCCUCUCCACCGACGCGGGGGAUGAGGAUGGCGGCGACGGCUCGCUGGGCCCAGGGGCGCCCCCGGGCCCCCGGCUGCGCCACUCCAAAUCCAUCGACGAAGGCAUGUUUUCCGCCGAGCCCUACCUCCGGCUGGAGUCUGCAGGCGCCGGGAGUGGCAGCGGCUAUGCGGGCUACGGAGCCGGCAGCCGAGCCUACGGGAGCAGCGGGAGCAGCAGCGCCUUCACCAGCUUCCUGCCGCCGCGACCCCUGGUCCACCCGCUGACCGGCAAGGCCCUGGACCCAGCCUCCCCGCUCGGGCUGGCCCUGGCUGCCCGAGAGCGGGCGCUGAAGGAGUCCUCGGAGGGCGGUGGGACCCCCCAGCCCCCUCCAAGGCCCCCGUCGCCCCGCUACGAGGCCCCGCCGCCCACCCCGCACCACCACUCGCCCCACGCCCACCAUGAGCCGGUGCUGCGUCUCUGGGGGGCGCCCCCACCGGACCCGGCCCGCCGGGAGCUGGGGUACCGGGCAGGGCUGGGCAGCCAGGAGAAGUCCCUUCCGGCGAGCCCGCCAGCCGCCCGACGCUCUUUGCUGCACCGCCUGCCGCCCACUGCUCCCGGGGUCGGGCCCCUCUUGCUGCAGCUGGGGCCCGAGCCCCCCGCCCCGCACCCCGGGGUGAGCAAGGCCUGGAGGUCCGGAGCCCCGGAGGAGCCCGAGCGGCUGCCCCUCCACGUGCGGUUCCUUGAGAACUGCCAGCCCCGGGCCGGUGGGGCGAGUGGAAGGGCGCCCCCCUCAGAGGAUGGGCCGGGGGUCCCGCCGCCCAGCCCACGCCGGUCUGUGCCCACCUCGCCGACCUCCCCGCGGGGCAGCGAAGAGAAUGGGCUUCCCCUGCUAGUCCUGCCGCCCCCCGCCCCCUCGGUGGACGUGGAAGACGGCGAAUUCCUCUUUGUGGAACCCCUGCCCCCGCCUCUGGAGUUCUCCAACAGCUUCGAGAAACCUGAGUCGCCCCUCACGCCUGGGCCUCCUCACCCUCUGCCAGACCCACCCACCCCGGCCACCCCACUGCCCCCUGUGCCGCCCCCUGCUGUUGCCGCCGCCCCUCCCACCCUGGACUCCACCGCAUCCAGCCUGACUUCCUAUGACAGCGAGGUGGCAACGCUGACCCAGGGGGCCCCUGCGGCUCCCGGCGACCCGCCUCCACCUGGCCCACCAGCCCCAGCCGCCCCGGCUCCCCCCGCCCCACAGCCUGUCCCAGACCCUCCGCCUGGCACGGAUUCUGGUAUUGAGGAGGUGGACAGUCGAAGUAGCAGUGACCACCCUCUGGAGACCAUCAGCAGCGCAUCCACGCUGAGCAGCCUGUCUGCCGAAGGCGGUGGCAGCGCAGGGGGUGGCGGUGGUGUUGGUGGUGGGGCUGGUGUAGCCAGUGGGCCAGAGCUUCUGGACACGUAUGUGGCCUACCUGGAUGGUCAGGCCUUUGGGGGGAGCGGUACCCCUGGCCCACCAUACCCACCGCAGCUCAUGACUCCCUCUAAGCUCCGGGGCCGGGCACUAGGGGCCAGUGGAGGCCUGCGGCCUGGCCCCAGUGGGGGACUCCGAGACCCUGUCACUUCCACCAGCCCCACUGUCUCGGUGACGGGGGCUGGAACCGAUGGGCUGCUGGCCCUGAGUGGUUGCUCAGGACCCUCAACAGCAGGUGUAUCCGGGGGUCCAGUGGCUGUAGAGCCAGAAGGCCCACCGGUGCCCCUACCGUCAGCCUCCUCCCUGCCUCGGAAGCUGCUGCCCUGGGAGGAGGGUCCGGGCCCACCGCCACCACCCUUGCCCGGGCCCCUAGCCCAGCCUCAGGCCUCAGCCUUGGCCACAGUCAAAGCCAGCAUCAUCAGUGAACUCAGCUCCAAGCUUCAGCAGUUUGGGGGCUCCUCGGCAGCUGGUGGCGCUCUGCCCUGGGCCCGGGGAGGCAGCGGGGGAAGCGGGGACAGCCACCACGGGGGAGCCAGCUACGUCCCCGAGAGGACUUCCUCCCUGCAGCGGCAGAGACUCUCCGAAGACUCCCAGUCCUCGCUCCUCUCCAAACCCGUCAGCAGCCUGUUUCAGAACUGGCCCAAACCACCUCUGCCGCCACUCCCCACAGGAACCGGGGUGCCCCCUUCAGCUGCUGCAGCCCCAGGGGCCACCUCGCCGUCGGCCUCCUCCUCCUCCUCCACGUCCACCCGCCACCUCCAGGGCGUGGAGUUCGAGAUGCGGCCACCUUUGCUCCGCCGGGCCCCCAGCCCCUCACUGCUGCCUGCCUCGGAGCACAAGGUCAGCCCUGCGCCCCGGCCCUCAUCCCUGCCCAUCCUGCCUUCCGGACCCCUCUAUCCGGGCCUCUUCGACAUCCGUGGCUCCCCGACUGGAGGGGCAGGAGGCUCGGCUGAUCCCUUCGCCCCUGUCUUUGUGCCACCACACCCCGGGAUGUCCGGGGGUCUUGGGGGAGCCUUGUCAGGGGCCUCACGCUCCCUCUCACCAACCCGCCUGCUUUCCUUGCCCCCGGACAAGCCGUUCGGCGCUAAACCUCUGGGGUUCUGGACCAAGUUCGACGUGGCUGAUUGGCUUGAAUGGCUGGGCUUGUCUGAGCACCGAGCCCGGUUCCUGGACCAUGAAAUUGAUGGCUCUCACCUGCCCGCCUUGACCAAGGAGGACUACGUCGAUCUGGGUGUGACCCGAGUGGGUCACCGCAUGAACAUCGACCGGGCUCUCAAAUUUUUCCUGGAGAGGUGAUGGCUGGCCUGGACGGACCAGCCCGUCCACGGAACCCUUGAGCCUGCUGGCUUCUUGACCUCUGACCCCUGACUAUCAUUCUCCCCCCAGGCCAGGGACUCUGCUAAAACUGCACCCUGACCCUUGUCUCCCAAGCCUGGAGGUCACCAGGUGGCCUGAUCCCGGCCAGACAUUUGCACCUCACAGGAGGGGGCAGCUGACACAAGACUGUGUGUGGGAAGUGGGGAGUGGAGGGGGGGAUGGAAGAAAUCGAAGAAGGGGAUGGACAAGGGGGGAAGGGUCGAUUCUGGGGAGGGGGUAACAGACAGAGCCAUAGAGGGUCAGCCCUUAGCCUGACUGGAUGGGGGUCGUCCCCCAAGCCGCAGGGGAAGGGAGUGCCCUCAGAUUCCACCACCUGCCGCCCCUCUGACAACCCUUCCCCCCUCUCCAGGUCCCUCGGCUCCCCUCCUCUCCCCUUCUCCCCAGCACACACAGCAGCCCCCCAGCCUCCUGCACGCUCCUUUGCACGCCUGCUCACCUCUCUUCCCUCCCUGGGCUACAGUUUUGCACAAAUUCGCCCUCUCGCUGUCUUGCACACUCUGGCUUGCGAGGCCUUCUCCACUGUCGAACUCACGCUCCCUUUCUCUUGCGCACAGCUGCAUUACUUUUCCCACACCCCACCCCCCUCAUUCCUGCUCUUUCCGAAGCUUCCUGGCCGACCCUCCCCUUGGCGCCCUCCCUUCCACCUCUCACUCCAGAAAAUCUCUGGACCCUUGCUGCAGACACACUUGGGACACCCUUUCCCUCACCCAUUCAGAGACUCUGCGUACACAGAUUUAGUCUCUGGAACAUCCUCCCCUUGGCUCAACCCUCGCACACUCGCUGCCCUCUGCGCCUCUCCCGAAGCUCUUGCCUCUGUUCUCUUCAAGUCCUUUCCCUGCCUAUUCCUGAACCCCCACAGCCUUACUCUACCCACCCCUCCGUCUCACGGUGACACUCUGACCCCCUCCUCCUCUCCCUCCUUGCCCACGUGCCUCCUGGGAACCGUUUCUGUCUCCAGUGCUCACGCCUCUCCCCUUUGCCAGGCUGCCACUUCCCUUGCACCCCUGUGGCCCCAAUCCUUGUCCAUCUCCAUCGUCAGCUCUUCCGUGAAUCUUAUGGCACCGCUCACUCUUGCACCCGCCUCCUCCUCCAGCACUUCUGCAGAUCUCUCAGAGCCUUUUUCUCUUCCUUAACAACGUUCUCGCGCACUGUGUCUCGGCUUGCACACUCAUUCUUGAAAUGCUACUUCUUCUGGUCGGUUCUUGGGUGACUCUUCCUGCCUCCCUUGGGGAACUCGACCGCCUCUUUCCUCUGCACACUCGUCCCAUUGCAUACUCUUGGGCUGUAUCAUUUCUUUUCCUGGCACUUUUUUUUUUUUGUCCCUGUGAAGGCCCGGCUCUGGCGGCCCUUCGCGCUCAGCCUGUUCUCUUAGCUCUUUACACUCUCUCUCUUUCUGGUGGGAGAAGACCCUGCGCACACAGCUCUUGCUUCCAUAGUUCCUCCUCCCCCUGUGCCAGCCUUUGCCCUCUCUCACCUUCUCCGUCCUCUUCCUCUUCCCAGGCCUUCCUGGGUCAUCUGUCCAUCCAUUUUGCACGAAGACAUGACCCCCCCCAUCUCCUAACCUUCCGGUCUCUCUCCAAGAAACUCCUCCCACCAGCAUGGCUUUUCCCUCCUGCACGCUGCCCCCUCCCUUUAUUCCUGGGGCUUGGGAAUUUUAAGCCACCCCUUCUCCUGGAAAGCCCCCUCCCCUACUGUGGGCAAAGAGGGGAGGGCAUCGCCCUCAGGUCCCCCCCAUGUUCAGCUGCCAAAGAAGGGAGCUCCCCCUCCUUCCCCUAAGCCCAUUCCCCCUCUGCUGCCCCCAACCCCCCCCGGGGGGGUGGGGUGCUCCGUCCAUGGGGGGAGGGUGCUUGCAGCCCUCUCCCCUCACCAUGUCAGGGAUCUGCGGGGAACCUUGUGGGAGGGUCGUGGGAGGGGGGAGGGGUGGCGAGGAGUGGGGCGGAGGUCGCGCUGGGCCCCUACCCGCCCCCUCCCCCUUGUCGGAUGCCCCCCGUCCGCAGGGGGCCUGCGCGGCGCCCGUCUAUCAAGGGCUUGUUCAUUCUGGAUGGGUGCCGCGGGGUUG
This is a messenger RNA of Camelus dromedarius (Arabian camel), 8948 nucleotides long. RefSeq names its product SH3 and multiple ankyrin repeat domains 1 (gene SHANK1). The transcript is spliced from 26 exons. The record is from RefSeq and is a predicted model, not a curated record. Gene Ontology annotation, cellular component: postsynaptic membrane; dendritic spine; postsynaptic density. Gene Ontology annotation, molecular function: synaptic receptor adaptor activity; ionotropic glutamate receptor binding. The coding region runs from base 278 to 6808 and encodes 2176 amino acids. NCBI's taxonomy places the organism in Eukaryota, Metazoa, Chordata, Mammalia, Artiodactyla, Camelidae.